Molecule: messenger RNA, 4592 nt
Organism: Acanthopagrus latus (yellowfin seabream)
Lineage: Eukaryota; Metazoa; Chordata; Actinopteri; Spariformes; Sparidae
Exons: 13
Coding region: 2917-4431 (504 amino acids)
Source: RefSeq, a predicted model, not a curated record
AAACUAUUAUGACUUUAAAAAGAAAAAAAAACAAAACUGAAAACAGGGUGUGAAGAAGGCAUGGCUGAAUCCGUGUGAAUCGAAAAUCCGUAUGUAAAAAUAACUUGAAAGAAAUCAAGUUUUGAACACUUUAAUAAGGACAAAAACCAUAUGUGAGUCUUUGAAGAAACGAGGGAGGUGUGUCUGCAUCACUGGGGGUUCCCCCUCCUAUCUUAUCCAGAUGUUUUAAAGAAUGAGGCCUGUUACACUAACAAGAGCUUCAGUUAAUUCAGUCCAAGAACCACCAACACUUCUGGAACUUUACAGAGCCUCGUGCACUCUGCACAGCACAUGUACUUACACAGAGAGCUGUAACCAAAGUAUGUCAGUCAGUAGUUCAAGAUUGAACAGUAUCACACAGGAGAGAAUGAAGAGCCCCCGCUUUAAGUUAGUGGACGCCUCAGCAACUUAAACCAUGUGAGGUAUUUUUAGGAUCUCCAUGUCCUGUAAUUCAGUGGCAUAAAGCAUCUAUUACAACAAUAAAAAACAGUGAACUUCGUUUCUUGGGCGCUCAGCAAUGAUGUGCUCACAUUUAGUUUAUAGUGUUACGCUGACUGCUAGCCUUGCAAGAAAAACUAUUGGCAAUUGUAAUCAUCAGCUAAAGCAAGUUUUCUUUGAAGGCGACAGGGAGUGAUGGGAGGCACCACUACCUCCUAUUGUUAAUUCCAGACUGCCACCUGUUGGACAAACACAGAUCACACAAACUUCACCAGAUGUUCUUCCCACGACAAAAGGCAGAUGAACAUAAAACACUUUUGUUGGUUCAUCUAAAUUAUUUCACGAAUGUUGGGAAUAACAAAAGUCAAAAGUUAGAAUUUACUGUUAACAGAAGUCUUGCAGCUUUGUAGUACAUUUAGAAACAUUUUAAACAUACAACAUAAGGUUAUGUCUUGGAAAAGAUGAAUUAAUCGAACUGUCAGGAAUAUAGAUUGAGGGGCGUAGCAUUGUUUACUGGUCUUCCAGAUUUUGUUCUUCUGUGGUGGGUGGAGGUGAAAAAAAUCUCUUUCAAUGAAGGUAGAGAGCCAUAUUUUACUGAAUUAGUUUAAGCUUGAUGGACCUAAAAAAGUGAUUGUAAAUUUCUCCAUGAAUGUUUCCAGUGACAUAAGUCCCCCUCGUUUCAGUGGCAAAAUGUCAUAUUGCUUGCCUCAUGGAGGUCAGCAGAUUUGGGGAAAACAUUUUUGUUUACUUUUCCUCAAACCGUGGUUGAAAAUCUUGGGAAACACAUGCUUCUACGACUUGCAACCUCAGCUGCACUCUCCGUUGGAAAUAGGGACAUUGCUCUGCAUUUUAUUGCCUGUUCUUAUGCAUGUGUUUAGGCAGAGACACCGAUUCCAGAAUCUAUUCUGGAUUCUACCAUUUCCUAUUAUGCAAAAAUUAGGCUCUUUUUAUUGGCCCUUUCCUGCCUGGUUGAAGUCAACGUCUUUCAAAGUCUGUGCCCCAGUUUGUAACCAAGGUUCUCUUAUUUUAUUUAGUUUUUUUUACCUGUAUUGUACCAGGAAUAUUUUUAUUGAGAUGCUGAAUCUCUUUAACAACAAUUUUUUACAUAAAUGAAACAAGCAACUGACCUAAAGCGAUCAGCAAAUUACAUCAAGACCAUUAAUUUACCAGUGUUCAUUAAGAGGACGUGUACAUUCAUUGGUUAAAUAGUCCUUAACCUAAUCUUCCACAUUUAUCAAAUAAUCUUGUUUAAGGUGUCUUUGUAACACCAGGAUGAAGGUGCAAAAACUUAAGAAGCGCUUUCACCAAAGACUGUGGGUUCAAGGAAUGAAAAUGAUAGCCAUGAUGACAUCAUUUGACUUAAUCCAGAUUAUUAUCUCUGAUUUCAUAAAACUCCUCCAGAGCCAGAGAAGAGAUCAUACAACUGUGUCACAGGCUGAGAAGUAGUUUCCACGACAUAAACUGACUUUUAUGUGUAAAAUCACUUGAGUAACCACUUUACUGUUUUCUUAUCUGCUCUAACGAUGCCAGUGAAAGUUACAUAUGUCCUGGUAUACAGUUGGACGUAUGUAAAGAAAGCAUCUACAUGGCUAAAUGUUAAACUCUUCUAUCUCUGCUAAUGUCAUGCUGUCUCUUUAGCGUGGGUAUGUUCAUUUAAAAGCACCAAAACUAAGCAUUGUGCGAAGAAUCAUCUUAACAGGACAUCAACUUUCUUGUUAGCUAGCUGCUGACCACUCAGUAUAGUUUGUUUGUAGUUGCUGUGCUUGGUAAGAAGCUGAGAGAUCAGCUGAAAGGUGGUGAGGAGGAUUACUGUGAAUAAGGGCAUAUAAAUAACAACAGCAAGUAAAAGAUCUACAAUGAGUCCAGUCCAAUAAAAUGGAUACUAUGAAAUAAGGGUUAAAAUGAUAUGAGAAAUAUCUUUUUAAGUGUUCAGUCAUCGUUUAAAUUUUUGAGCUUUAAGUCAAAUAAGUAAUUUGACAAGAAAUUAGCACAAGAUCAACCCGGAAAUUGUCCAAAUCUUUCAGCCAUGUUUUAAAACCAUUGUCAGUGAAUGGAGGUCAGUUGCCAUGGAGACGGUUGAGCUGUUAUCGUGUGACCAACAUUUUGGCGUGUUCAAAAUGGGAAACCCUGUGAUUCUUUGUUCUUGUUCUUUUUCUUAUUAUUAUUUCAGGUCAGUAGCUAUCAAAAGUCAAUUUAUUUUCUUCCUCUCCACUUAUCUUUUUCUCUUAAAAAAAAAAAAAACACUGGUGACUACCUUUCCCAAAAUGCAAAGCGCGACGUCCUUAAACUAAUGUGUUUACGCUCCGCGGUCACGUUUACCAAUGUCUGGAGCGGCAGACUGCUGGUCACUGUGCUUGAACUCAGACAUGGUGGCAACCGUCAGUCAGUAAGACAACUCCUCGUUUCUUCUGCACCGGGGUCGGUGUUAUCAGUGUAACGAUGCCGGGGAUGUUCUCUGUGCCGGGCUGUAAGGGCUACAGGAAGGCCAGGUCCCGGGGAGUCGUCUUCCACUCUCUGCCUACAAGAGACCCGGGCCGAUGCAGAAAGUGGUUAAAGGCCAUACAGAACCCCAAAUUUGAUGAAAACACGCCAGUCAUUAAAUACGGCAACAUAAGAGUCUGUAGCCAGCAUUUUAAACCGGAAGAUUACGAGCCAGACAUACAGGCAGAACUUAUGAAAACAACGCCCAGAAAGAUCCUCAAGUCCCACGUUAUCCCGUCUGUGUUCUCUGGAAGGCAACAAGAGGACCUGGACACCUCUCUGCCCGCUGAUGACAGCAGCCGAACAGAGGCCAAGGCUUCCAGUACAGCUGCUCAGGCUUCUUCCUCAGCAGUUUCCUGUUCCAGCAUUGAUAGCGUUUUGGAAAGGCACUCUGUGUUAACCUCAUGUCCAACUACAUCGUCACAGUUUGCUCCUGGGGGUGUUCAAGUCGCUGAUGUGGAUUCUGUAUGUCCAUGUCCUUCCCUGCCCAUUGCUAAUGACACAGGAGCUCCAAGCACCUCAUCCCAGUUCCCUCCACCAGCUGAACUCAGCAAAGGUCCUCUGAAGAACAUUAAGGCCUAUUCAAAGAGAAGAGAGAAGGGAGUUCUAUCGUCAUGGUCAAGUUAUGAAAUGAAAUCUUCAAUAUCGCUGACUUCCACUGGUACUUGUAUGCAUGAGCCUCCUGCACGAUCAAGUCCUGAACAUGUAUCAGCCUCUGCAAGAGGUAAACAAGGUGAUGUUGAUCAUCAGAGUGACACUACACUAGAGGCAUCUGAGGUGAACUAUCCCCGGGACAGUGACGAGAUGGAUGUCGCCAUUGACGAGGACAGUAUGAAGAACAGACUAUCUGACUUGGAUAGUGAUGUGGAAAAAGUUGCAGAAACAUCUGAGCUGAGUGGUCUGGGAGCUGAUGACAGCUGUGAUGAAGAGGUCUACGUACCAACAAUUCCCCAGAGGCACCUCUCCACAAAGUCUGAACUCUUACUGGAAUGUGAGGAAGAGGAGCUGGAGCCAUGGCAGAAACAAACUUCACACGCUCGGUUGAAAGAAGGGGAUGAUAGUGGAGAGUUGAGUAAGGACCAAGCUGAUUGUAGCCCGGAGCCUUCACUUCUUCAGAGAAAUACAAGCUUUAUUGGGACUUCUCCCAGGCAGCAGUUAACAAGCAACGCUGAGUUAAUUGGUUCUCUCGGGACAAAGUGCCGUGCUGGGAAUUCAUUCACAGUAUUACCAGCUUCUAAGAAGCGUCGUUUCCGUAAUGUGGCCACAACGACUGUAAAACAAGAGGCCUGUGAUGAAAUCAUCGACAACCAGGAGUCCUUGUCUGGUGUCCGGAGUCCUGCAGUGUGUGGAGCAACAUCAUAUAACCAACUGCUGCCAGACCAACCGAACUCACAGACUAGUCCUGUAAACCUGUCUCUGCCUUGCUUUGCUGAACAUGAACAUAAAUUGACUGCUGCAUCGAGCAAACGAUAGUUUAGUGCACCAAGAGAACACACUGUUAUGUUAACGGUUAUGAUGGGUAAGUUCACAAGUUGUUGUACUGUUGUAUUACAUGCAGUCACUUAAAUUCCCCUUUAAAGGUAUGGGUUUUAUUGUAAUAUUAUGUCUGUAAAUUAAAUUCUUAAAGCAAAAAA